This is a messenger RNA of Ostrinia nubilalis (European corn borer), 4081 nucleotides long. RefSeq lists its product as uncharacterized. The record is from RefSeq and is a predicted model, not a curated record. Bases 1 to 3609 code for a protein of 1202 amino acids. Gene Ontology annotation, biological process: phosphorylation. The transcript has 17 exons. Gene Ontology annotation, molecular function: kinase activity; ATP binding. NCBI's taxonomy places the organism in Eukaryota, Metazoa, Arthropoda, Insecta, Lepidoptera, Crambidae.
AUGAUACCCCUGACUAGAUACAAGGCACGUUCCCCUGACUCGAUAGUGGGUGUAUGGGAGAGUAUCCCUGGGGGAUGGAGCGCGAGCGGGCUGAAGAUACUGAUCCUGGAGCCUGAAGUGCGCUGGCGCAUCCUAUACAACGGCCUGCUCACCAGGGCUGAUGGAGUCACGCAGCACGUCAAGUUUAACCUCACCUGGGCGGCGGCGUCGGAGGUGUCGGUGCAUCCGCACGACUGGAGCGCACAGCUGGCGGCCGCCGCGCUGGCGCUCGAGCCCUGGCGCGACGACAAGUGGUUCAACUUGUUGGGUAGAUGGGAAGAAGGCGGCUGGUUACAAUGGGGCGCUGCACAAGGCCGCAUCGAGGCGUUUGACGCGCAAGGUGCGCCCACGCACAGCGAAUAUUUGCGCGUUAGGGGCGCGCGCGAGCGUUGCUGGGCUCCGCACGGCUGGCCCGGGCUGCGAAGAGAAGUCGCUAUCACAGCGGUCGCUGCUGAUGGAACCGCUGUGCACUUACGAGCGCUGUCGUACAAGAAUGUUUUGACACAGUGCAUUUCUGGAACAGUCAGAUUCCCAAAUACGAAGAUAAUGAGCGUCACCAGUACCAAUUUGCAGAUGAAAGACUUCUGCGAGAAUCCAGAUGAGAUUUCAAACAUUUUCACCUUCAAUGUUGGCACUCAACACAGAAAUCUUCGUGUGGUAGUGCGCCUGCAUAAAGAUGGCGCAAGGGCUUUGAGCGGGGUGCCGUACCAGCACGAGGCGGUGUACCACGCCGCUAGCGUCGACAUCGACGGCGAGGCCGGCGCGGGUAUCGUGGAGCUAGGCUAUGAGCCGAAACAGAUACGCGAGCCGUCUGUUCGGCUGACCCCUCCGCGGGUCCUAAAAUGGCUGACAGAGGCGGAGGUGGGUCGUGUGGGGCACUGCUUAGCUUUCGAAGACCGCGCGGCCGCCUGCCCGGCCUACGUGGGGGGCAAAGGAGCCUCUCUUGCGUUACUCUCUUCCAUGCAGAAGGCAGGGGGAUAUCGUGUUCCACCCGGCUUCUGUUUGACAAUCCACGCCCUUGAGUACCAUUUGGAAGUUAACCCUCAAUUGAUAAAGGCCGUUCGAGAAAUCGAAGCUGCCAAUGAAAACUACAAUGAAGCCAUUUUCAAAGAAAAAUGCAACAGAGCGGUUGAGCUAUUUGCUGCCACUGAAAUAAUCGGUGAGGUUCGUGAAGAAGUAUUGACACAUCUCAGUGAGCUGAGGAAGAAGGCGGCUAAAGAAAACCUGGGCCCCGAACGGCGGUUUGCGGUCAGGUCUUCUGCUGUGGGAGAAGACAGUGAGACCCUCUCGGCUGCAGGCCAGAACGAGACCAUACUGGGAUGCGUCAGUGACACAGAUGUCCUCAAAGGCGUGCAGAAGUGUUGGGGUUCGAUGUUCGCGUUUACUAGUGCAUAUUACAGAAGACAGAACGGGCAGCCUUGCUUAUGCGGCGGCGGCGUGGUGGUGCAGGCGCUGGCGCCGGCGCGCGCGGCCGGCGUGCUGUUCACGCGCCACCCCGCCGCCGGCGACCCCGCGCGCCUGCUGCUCACCGCCAACUACGGGCUGGGGGAGGUAGGUACAGGAGACAGGGCCAGGCGUGCCGGCGCGGCGGCGGCGUGGUGCCGGCGUGCUGUCCACGCGCCACCCCGCCGCCGGCUGCUCACCGCCAACUACGGGCUGGGGGAGGUACGUACAGGAGACAGGGCCAGGCGUGCCGGCGCGGCGGCGGCGUGGUGCCGGCGUGCUGUCCACGCGCCACCCCGCCGCCGGCUGCUCACCGCCAACUACGGGCUGGGGGAGGUAGGUACAGGAGACAGGGCCAGGCGUGCCGGCGCGGCGGCGGCGUGGUGCCGGCGUGCUGUCCACGCGCCACCCCGCCGCCGGCUGCUCACCGCCAACUACGGGCUGGGGGAGGUAGGUACAGGAGACAGGGCCAGGCGUGCCGGCGCGGCGGCGGCGUGGUGCCGGCGUGCUGUCCACGCGCCACCCCGCCGCCGGCGACCCCGCGCGCCUGCUGCUCACCGCCAACUACGGGCUGGGGGAGGUAGGUACAGGAGACAGGGCCAGGCGUGCCGGCGCGGCGGCGGCGUGGUGCCGGCGUGCUGUCCACGCGCCACCCCGCCGCCGGCUGCUCACCGCCAACUACGGGCUGGGGGAGGUAGGUACAGGAGACAGGGCCAGGCGUGCCGGCGCGGCGGCGGCGUGGUGCCGGCGUGCUGUUCACGCGCCACCCCGCCGCCGGCGACCCCGCCCGCCUGCUGCUCACCGCCAACUACGGGCUGGGGGAGGUACGUACAGGAGACAGGGCCAGGCGUGCCGGCGCGGCGGCGGCGUGGUGCCGGCGUGCUGUUCACGCGCCACCCCGCCGCCGGCGACCCCGCGCGCCUGCUGCUCACCGCCAACUACGGGCUGGGGGAGGUAGGUACAGGAGACAGGGCCAGGCGUGCCGGCGCGGCGGCGGCGUGGUGCCGGCGUGCUGUCCACGCGCCACCCCGCCGCCGGCUGCUCACCGCCAACUACGGGCUGGGGGAGGAGACAGGGCCAGGCGUGCCGGCGCGCCGGCGGCGUGGUGCCGGCGUGCUGUUCACGCGCCACCCCGCCGCCGGCGACCCCGCGCGCCUGCUGCUCACCGCCAACUACGGGCUGGGAGAGAGCGUAGUCUCCGGAUCAGUAGACCCCGACACCAUAGUCGUAUCCCGGGAUCUAGACGACCAGCUGUCGAUCAUGAGCAUCGACCUAGGCUCCAAGGCGCAGCGAGUGACGGCAGCAGACGAGGGCGUGACCACGGAGGCGGUGCCCGAGGCAGAUAGGGCGGUGGCUUGCCUGAGCGAGGAUGAGGCGCUGCGGCUGGCCAGUAUAGGCGUGCAACAGGAAGACUGGUGGGGCGCUGGGAGAGAUAUCGAGUGGGCUAUUAGUGAGAACGAUAUAUUCCUGGUGCAAGCGCGGCCCAUCACCUCCUUAGAGCGAUGGACAGAGGAGGAACUUCUUCACGAACUUGAUUCUCCUAUCAUGGCUGACGAUGAGUUCACGACAUUUGCCAACUGCGGCGAGGUAUUCCCAAAGCCAGUGACGCCUCUAUCUCACGACUUGGUGGUGCAACCUCUAAUCAAAGGCAUGAGCAAGACGGUCAGCAACGACAUCGGAGACUACGAGGACUCGGUCGCGUUCACGCACAAUAGGUGCAUGAUCGCUCUGUACAAUUCAGUAUACCGGCGCGCGCCGCCCGAAGUGGACGUCAACAUUCGCAUGGUAGAGAUGGCUCUCCACGGUCACAAAGUAGCAGACGACGCCGUCAUCCAGACGGCCGUACGCCGCCGCCCGCCCAAGUGGAGUGAUAAGAUGGACAUGCUGUGGUUCCUCAUUGUGAGAAUCAUCUGGUCCAAAUGGCACAUGACCGACACAAUGAAGAGGGUGAAGUCUUUAGACAUCGACAUGACGUCAGAGGACCCGGCGGUGAUCCUGCAGUCCAUAGCGGACACCCGCAGCGCCAUGUGGCAGGUGGCCUACAACCACAGCAGCACCAGCGCCGCCAGCACGUGCAGCCAGUUCGUGGCCAUGACGGUGCUGCUGGAGGGAGCCGCGGGUGAGUGACGUCACAGCGCCCGGCGUGACCCUGCAGUCCAUAGCGGACACCCGCAGCGCCAUGUGGCAGGUGGCCUACAACCACAGCAGCACCAGCGCCGCCAGCACGUGCAGCCAGUUCGUGGCCAUGACGGUGCUGCUGGAGGGAGCCGCGGGUGAGUGACGUCACAGCGCCCGGCGUGACCCUGCAGUCCAUAGCGGACACCCGCAGCGCCAUGUGGCAGGUGGCCUACAACCACAGCAGCACCAGCGCCGCCAGCACGUGCAGCCAGUUCGUGGCCAUGACGGUGCUGCUGGAGGGAGCCGCGGGUGAGUGACGUCACAGCGCCCGGCGUGACCCUGCAGUCCAUAGCGGACACCCGCAGCGCCAUGUGGCAGGUGGCCUACAACCACAGCAGCACCAGCGCCGCCAGCACGUGCAGCCAGUUCGUGGCCAUGACGGUGCUGCUGGAGGGAGCCGCGGGUGAGUGACGUCACAGCG